Messenger RNA from Eufriesea mexicana, 1314 nucleotides. Its product is annotated as odorant receptor 13a-like. The record is from RefSeq and is a predicted model, not a curated record. The coding region runs from base 1 to 1314 and encodes 437 amino acids. NCBI's taxonomy places the organism in Eukaryota, Metazoa, Arthropoda, Insecta, Hymenoptera, Apidae. The transcript is spliced from 7 exons. Gene Ontology annotation, molecular function: olfactory receptor activity; odorant binding. Gene Ontology annotation, cellular component: plasma membrane. Gene Ontology annotation, biological process: detection of chemical stimulus involved in sensory perception of smell; sensory perception of smell.
AUGGCGCUGGUUGGGUCAGGAGGCGGACGGAAAAGGAGGGAUGGGCCUUUCCUUACGGGCCUGGUAGCUACUAGGUACUCAUCAUCCAAUAUGAGGUUGACGUGCCCUAAGGAUCUUUCUGUCAGUGUGGCGUCUUUUUAUCUAAGACUCUCCGGGUUUUGGUUAGCCACUAGUCGCAGAGAACAAUUGCUCAGGAACGCUACUAUUUUGUAUACCAUCAUCAUAUUAAUCUUCUUCUUGUGGCUUCAGAUGAGGGGCCUCUACUUCUCUUUGGAAGACUUUGUGGCCUGCAUUUUCAUCAUAUGCAACUCCGUGGGACUGGUGCUGAAUUUAACCAAAAUCAUCAUCGUAUUUAUACAUAAGAGGAAAUUUCUUAAUUUAAUUGCAUAUAUGCAGAAUAAUUUUUGGCAUUCAAAUUACGAUCAAAACGAACACGAGAUCAUAGCAGAUGCAAAAUAUAUGUGCAUUUACUUUGUUUGUGUGUUCGCAUUUUUUUCUCAGUGUACCGUUUUUUCCUACAUGAUAACACCGAUAUUAGAAAAUAUUGGAAAGAACGAAUCAGAGAGAGUGCUUAUAUUUAACAUGUGGUUGGACUUGCCAUUGUCUAUAUCGCCAUAUUUUGAAAUUGCAUAUGCGAUACAGGCUUUGAGUCUCUACCAUACUGGAGUAUGUUAUCUUUGCUUCGAUAAUAUAUUCUGCAUUAUGUGCUUACACGUAGGGGGCCAAUUCCGUGUACUACAAUAUAGAAUAAGCAAAAUGUCAAGACAACAGAAGAAAAGAAAUUUUGACGAACAUGAAGACCCGUAUACUUCGGAGAAAUGUUAUGCGAUAUUUAAAAAUUGUAUUGAACAACAUCAAACUCUCAUUGAGUUUUGUGAUACGAUGGAAGUAAUAUUUAGAGAAAUUGCAAUGGACCAAGUGAUCAUAUUUAGCAUAUUAAUUUGCUUCAUCGGGUAUCAGUUAGUUUCGGUGAAUCUGUCUGUUUCGUAUAAAACUGCUUUCGUAUCUUUUUUACUGUGUACUAUGUGCCAACUAUGGAUGUUCACAUAUAGUUGCGAUUUCGUAACGCAAGAGAGUGCGAAUGUUGGGUCGGCUAUUUACACAAUACCGUGGACUGAUUUCCCAAUGGAUAAACAUGGAAAAAUGUUACGAAAAGAUUGUCAACUCCUUAUCAUGCGGACCCGCCGUGCGUGCUGUUUGACCGCCUGUGGCUUCUUUCCUAUAUCUCUCGACACUUAUACCAAGAUCAUGAGUACAGCAAUGUCAUACUUUACCAUACUGAAGCAGAAUAGCGUGAAUGCAGUAGAUACGUAA